UCAAACUCUUCGUAACGCCUUCUCUCCUCUCAUAUCCUUAAUAAUAAUAAAAAAAAAUUUAAAAAAAAUUAAAAAAAACAUCCGUCUCCAAAACCCUAAUCCUUCUACUCGCUCCCUUCCCUUUCAACCCCAGCGGCAUUAAUGGCGCGUACGAAGCAAACCGCUCGCAAGUCCACGGGAGGCAAGGCUCCUCGGAAGCAGCUCGCCACUAAGGCGGCGCGGAAGUCGGCGCCGACGACGGGAGGGGUGAAGAAGCCGCACAGGUUCCGGCCGGGGACGGUGGCGCUGCGGGAGAUCCGCAAGUACCAGAAGAGCACGGAGCUGCUGAUCCGGAAGCUGCCGUUCCAGCGGCUGGUGCGGGAGAUCGCGCAGGACUUCAAGACGGACCUGCGGUUCCAGAGCCACGCCGUGCUCGCCCUCCAGGAGGCGGCCGAGGCCUACCUCGUCGGCCUCUUCGAGGACACCAACCUCUGCGCCAUCCACGCCAAGCGCGUCACCAUCAUGCGGCUGGAGCGGCUGCGGCGGCGCAGGCGACGGCGGCGGUCGGCGGGGAUGAUCGCCGAAGCACGGGGCGACACCGAGGGAGGGUCCAAAGGUGGCGGCGGUCUUAGGCGGGGGUGA
This is a messenger RNA of Ananas comosus (pineapple), 621 nucleotides long. Its product is annotated as histone H3.3-like. The record is from RefSeq and is a predicted model, not a curated record. Lineage: Eukaryota; Viridiplantae; Streptophyta; Magnoliopsida; Poales; Bromeliaceae. Gene Ontology annotation, cellular component: nucleosome. The transcript is spliced from 4 exons. Gene Ontology annotation, molecular function: DNA binding; structural constituent of chromatin; protein heterodimerization activity. The coding region runs from base 142 to 621 and encodes 159 amino acids.